GACGCUAUGAUAGUAAGAAAGAAAACUGGAAAACUUCAGUGAGGAGACUGUUUUUUUUCUCCAUUCAUAUCUUCUUCACUGAGUCAACCUCAAACCCCAGAUUGUACAAAGCUGCUUCAUUCCAAAUCGCAAUUUCCACUUCUGAUCUUUCCAUCAAUCCGAUCAUACUUGAUAUCGAGUAAUAAUGGCGGAAUUCCUGGAGCUGGAAGCGCAGGACGGCGUUCGGAUGUCGUGGAACGUCGUCCCUGGAACCAAGCAAGAGGCCACCAACUGCGUCGUCCCGGUAUCGGCCAUCUACACUCCGAUCAAGCAGUUCCCAAACAUUCCCGUCCUCCCCUACGCCCCUCUCCGCUGCCGUAACUGCCGUUCCGUUCUUAAUCCAUUUUCUAUUGUUGAUUUUGCCGCCAAGAUCUGGAUCUGCCCUUUCUGUUUCCAGCGCAAUCACUUCCCUCCUCAGUAUGCCUCCAUCUCCGAUGAAAAUCUCCCCGCCGAGCUGUUCCCCCAGUAUACCACCAUCGAGUAUCAGUCUCCUGGCGAGGCUGCCUCUGUUCCGCCGGUAUUUAUGUUUGUGCUCGAUACCUGCAUCAUCGAGGAGGAGAUGGCCUUCCUCAAGUCUGCUUUGUCUCAGGCUAUUGGACUCUUGCCUGACAAUUCUCUUGUUGGAUUGAUCACCUUCGGUACCCUUGUCCACGUGCACGAGCUGGGCUUUGGGCAAAUUCCCAAGACCUAUGUCUUUAAGGGCUCCAAGGAAGUCUCCAAGGAUCAGCUCCUCGAGCAAAUGAGCUUCUUCAUCAAGAAGCCUAAGCCUCCAACAGGUGUUAUCGCUGGUGCCAGGGACGGCCUUUCUUCUGAAAGCAUUGCGCGUUUCCUCUUGCCUGCGUCUGAGUGCGAGUUCGCCCUCAAUUCGGUCCUGGAGGAGCUCCAGAAAGACCCAUGGCCCGUUCCUGCUGAUCAACGUGCUGCCAGAUGCACUGGUACUGCAUUGAGUGUGGCUGCUGCUUUGUUGGGAGCCUGUGUUCCUGGUUCCGGAGCCAGGAUCAUGGCAUUUGUUGGAGGUCCAUCAACAGAAGGCCCUAGUGCUAUUGUCUCAAAGAAUCUAUCUGAACCAAUUCGUUCCCACAAAGAUCUUGACAAAGAUUCCGCAACCCAUUAUCAUAAAGCUGUCAAGUUCUAUGAAGGGCUUGCAAAGCAGCUUGUGCAUCAAGGGCAUGUGCUUGAUCUGUUUGCUUGUGCUCUUGACCAGGUGGGUGUUGCUGAACUUAAAGUUGCAGUUGAGAGAACUGGAGGGCUGGUUGUGCUUGCAGAAAGUUUUGGUCACUCAGUUUUCAAGGACUCUCUUAGACGUGUUUUUCAGUCAACUGACUAUGAUCUAGGACUAUCUUCAAAUGGUAUAUUUGAGAUAAACUGUUCAAAGGACAUCAAAGUUCAGGGAAUCCUUGGCCCUUGUGCUUCUCUUGAAAAGAAAGGACCUUUGUGCUCUGACACAACAAUUGGGCAAGGGAACACCAGUGCAUGGAAAAUGUGUGGCCUUGAUAAAGCUACGUCUUUAUGUUUAGUAUUUGAGAUUGUUAAGAAGGACAUCCCUGAUGCUGGUGUUCAAUCCACCAGCAAUCAAUUCUACUUCCAGUUUCUGACAUAUUACCAGCAUAGUAGUGGUGAAAUGAGACUUCGUGUAACAACUCUUUCAAGGAGAUGGGUUGCUGGACCAGGGAGCAUACAGGACUUGAUUGCUGGAUUUGAUCAAGAAGCAGCUGCUGCGGUCAUGGCGCGUCUAGUUUCUUUCAAAAUGGAAAUUGAGGCUGAGUUUGACCCUAUUAGAUGGCUGGACAAAACAUUGAUACAUGUAUGUUCAAAGUUUGGAGAUUAUCAAAAGGACAACCCAUCUUCUUUCAGCUUAUCUCCACGGUUUUCAAUAUUUCCUCAGUUUGUUUUUCACUUGCGGCGUUCUCAGUUUGUCCAGGUAUUUAAUAAUAGCCCAGAUGAGACUGCAUACUUCAGAAUGAUCCUGAACCGUGAAAGUGUUGCCAAUUCUGUUGUGAUGAUUCAGCCUUCGUUGAUUUCAUAUUCAUUCCAUUCAGGCCCAGAACCAGCACUUUUAGAUGUGGCUGCCAUUGCAGCUGACAGGAUACUGCUUUUAGACGCUUAUUUCACUGUUGUUAUUUUUCAUGGAUCAACUAUUGCUCAAUGGCGAAAAGCUGGAUACCAUAACCAAUCAGAGCAUCAGGCAUUUGCUCAGUUGCUGCAAGCUCCUCGUGAUGAUGCAGAUGCAAUAAUUAAGGAAAGAUUUCCUGUACCUCGUCUAGUCAUUUGUGAUCAACAUGGUUCACAGGCCCGUUUUCUUCUGGCAAAAUUAAACCCUUCUGCAACAUAUAACUCCGAUAGUCAUCACCCAGGUGGAGACAUAAUAUUUACUGAUGAUGUCAGCUUUGAGGUGUUCUUGGAUCAUCUCCAAAGAUUAGCAGUUCAAUAACAAUACGAUAAUGGGGUCAGGUAGUUUUGUAAAAUUUUUCAUUUGAAUUUUUUGUAUAGUAAUGCUCAAUGACUAAAGCCAUUCAUUAGUUUGAUUUUUGUAGUUGCUGCUCCAAAACUAGUUAUGCUUUUAUUUUAUUUCAAUAGAAAGAUGAUGGUGGUUAAUUUUUCGGUACAUUGAAGUUUUCAAGAUCUUAGCUAAUACUAGAGUCAUUCAUCUUCACUAAUAAAAUGUGAUUCUUUGG
This is a messenger RNA of Rubroshorea leprosula, 2714 nucleotides long. The record is from the annotation of a GenBank genome assembly. Lineage: Eukaryota; Viridiplantae; Streptophyta; Magnoliopsida; Malvales; Dipterocarpaceae.